AUGAACAAUGAAAAUAGUGUGGAAGGUGAUCACCAAAGUCUGAUCAACAUCCUUCUACAAAAUCCGGAAGAUUUCAACUUAAAACAGAAACCCUCUGGAAUACGCGAAAAUAAAAUGUUCACUCUGGAUAUGAGAGAAAUUCCAAUAUCAUCCGCCAAAGCUGAUGACAAUGGAGCAUAUAUUUCCAAAGGCAGUGUUACAAAGUUCUAUAUGUACAAUGAGGAGGGGUCGCGCACAUCCCACAAAGAUGGAAAUGGCGUAUGGUAUGUCAAUAUACGAGACUCUAAAGGUUACAGGAAAGAAAUCGUUCCAGCAAACGAAAUAUAUGAGUUGAAACGGGAGUACCACACAAGUAAGAGCAAUCCUAAGUUCUCCCGAGCUAUCACCACAAUUAAAGGUUAUGCUGAAAAAGAACCAAGGCCCUUUUAUGUUGUCACGUACAAAUGGGCAGAUGGGGCGGAUCAACGCUUCGACCUUCCUCGGCACGGGAAUGCUACCAAACCAACCAGUGGCCAAUACUACAGGAAAGAUCCCAGUCUUUUCUCAAAGGUCGAUAAUCUGAUCGCUAAGGGGUUAUCAACGGAUCAAGUUUAUAACUCCAUUGCCAGAGCUGGAGCUAGUACUGUUAGUGAAGCUAUACCUGGUCCCAAGUUAAUUGACAACAGAAAGCUGUUAUCAAAGAAAGAAACUUCGACUAGUUCCAGUAGCAAGAAACAGUUCAAAAGUGAAGCAGAGGAGAUGAUUUCCUGCCUACAAUCGGUUCCUUUCCUCCAAAGUGUAACAUUGACGAAAGAAAGUUAUGUUGCUUUCAACAGUCUCUCAAACAUGAUCAAUGACUUGUACCGCUUCUGCGUAAAUGGGAAUUCGGUACUCCGAGUAGACACUACAUUUGAACUUGUCGAAGGGCUCUGGCUCACUGACACGACGUACACAAACGAAGCCCUAAUCGAUUUAAAGGGGAAAAAUCCAGAGUUCCCUGGGCCAAGCUUUUGGCAUUUUCAUAAGACCAGAGAAUGCUAUCGAAGAUUUGCAGGCGAGAUUGUCAUUAAGAAGCCAGAGCUGCUCAAAAUUAAAAAGAUCGGCCAUGACUUAGAUAAAGCCCUAUCUCAAGGACUAUGUGACGUUUUCAACGAAGCUAAAAGGCUCUGGUGCACUCAACAUAUGCAAGAGCGUGAUGUCCACAAGCUCAAAACUCUUGGGUGUACCCAGCGUUCCCAGUCAAGGGCGAUGUCUGAUAUAUACGGGACGCAAGAUGCAGUUCUUUUAUAGAAUGGUUUAGCAGACGCAGAGGACGAAUGCGAUUUUGAUGCUAAACUGGAAAGCUUGAAGCCGGUAUGGGAAGAAAUAGCCCCAGGUUUCCACCAUUGUUUCAAAAGCAACAGAUCUAAGCUGUUCAAAGAUUGCCUCGUUCUUUCUGCAAGAGAAAAUCUCGGCAUUGAAGGCAGAUUUUACACGAAUGGCCUCGAAUUAAAACACAAGCUUCAGAAGAAGAGAAUGGCCGAAGAGGACGUCCCCAAAGAGAUCGCAGCCGUUACUGCCCAGUUGUUCACAUGGGCAGAGGAGUUUUACUUGGAAGAAGAGAGGGCAAUACAAGGCCUCGGGAAGUACCGUCUUGCUCCCGGCUAUGACCAUUUUCAAGUCGAUGCCGUAAAGUGGAACAGAUGGGGCCCGGCAAGGCAGGCACAACAUCUGGAAGCGUUCAGAGGGUUUGUUGCAUGCUCAUAUGAUACGUACGCCAAGCCGAAGUCUGCUGGUCUGAAGGCAACUCCACCUUCCAAGAAAAGACGAGCGCAGUUACCGGAACCAGAACUAUUUAGCGAGCGCACAACACCAGCAGCUUGCAAGAAGGUAGCUGUUUCACCGCUGGUCAUUUCUAAAGUCGGCAAAGAAGCUGAAUGGAAAGUAAGUAGGUACAAAGAGCAAAACAUAGGCGAAACAAAUGUCGGGGUAUUCAAAGAUAAGUUAAAGUGUGAUUCUGUGAUAAGUUACCUUAUUUAUACAGGUUGUUAAAACUGGAGAAAAAUCCAACGUGAUGCAGUGAAGCAUGUACGAUAUUUUGUUGUACAAACAUAACUUAUUAAAAAGUACAUUAUCCCUUAAUUGAAAAUAUGGUUUUGGUGACCUUCCCUGAAUACAUUCCCUAUAAUUAAUCACAAAAUACUGUCGGUGAACACACAAUCUUAAUAAUGCUACUGAGUCACGUAUCAUCGAAUAUCUCACCAUUUUUGUCAAUGUAUUUUCUUUUCCUUUAUUUGUUUCAUUUCUCAGGUGCAACCGAAGAAGGACUCUCGGAACCUGGAACUACUGGAUCCAGACAGAAUUUCUGGGAAACAGUUCGAACUUGUUAGCCGACUGGACAACAAACGUUGUCCAAAAAGUGUGCAGAGGUGUGAACAAUGUAGAGUCGCAUUUCAGCAGGCUGAUAUUGUCUUGGUGAAGACGGUUGGAGUACGUGAGCGAACGGACAAGUCAGGAAAGCUUGUGAAGUAUACGGGGAAUGUGUAUCUCCAUUUCCUAACAAAGUGCCUUAAAGAAUUUGAUCAGAACUUUAAAUUUUCUGCUGUAACCGUGCCAAGUAAAACACUAAAGUUCUUACCUGACGGCAGCCGCGAGAACCUGGAAGCAAAAGGGUUAAAAGUAGAAUAUGACGAAGAACAAUGA
This is a messenger RNA of Porites evermanni, 2661 nucleotides long. The record is from the annotation of a GenBank genome assembly. NCBI's taxonomy places the organism in Eukaryota, Metazoa, Cnidaria, Anthozoa, Scleractinia, Poritidae.